Acyrthosiphon pisum (pea aphid) is the source of this 1086-nucleotide messenger RNA. RefSeq names its product baculoviral IAP repeat-containing protein 2. The record is from RefSeq and is a predicted model, not a curated record. Lineage: Eukaryota; Metazoa; Arthropoda; Insecta; Hemiptera; Aphididae.
CGUUGACUUUCCAAUAUAACAGAUCUCGAUUAAAUGAUAAAGGUUCAUUCCCAGUCUACUCCUGUUUAUCAAAGUCCGUGGCCCAGUAACAAUAUGGAAAUUCCAAAUUUAUCAAGACAAAUGUCUUACGAAGAAACACCUUCUUGGGAUUUGACUACAUACGAAAAUCGCUUGAGAACGUUUUAUGGAGUCUGGAAAUUAAAUUUUAUAACACCUGACCAAAUGGCCAAAGCUGGAUUAUAUUAUUUGGGCAUACAAGAUCGUGUUAGAUGUUUGUAUUGUUCUACAGAAUUCGAUUAUUGGCAACAAGGUGAUGAUCCGGUUGUUGAACAUAAACGGCAGUCUCCACAAUGUCAAUUUUUUAACGAUUCUUCUGCUGGUUAUGAUGUGUGUGGUAUUUAUAGUUCUGCUAUUAAUGAAAAAAAAAAUUCAAAAAAAGUUCAAGACUUGCUAGAUUCAGUGGGUAUUCUGAUGCAACCACCUAAGCACAGAGAUUUUGCCACCCUAGAAGCACGAUUGAAAUCUUUUGAAAAAUGUUUGAUACCAUUAAAACAAAAUAUUCAAACUCUAUGUGAAGUGGGAUUUUUUUAUAUAGGCAACGGUACAAAUGACCAAAUGCUUUGUUAUUACUGUAGUCAAGGUCUGAAGGACUGGGAAGAAAAUGAUGAACCGUGGACGGAACAUGCAAAAUGGGCCCAAUCCUGUAGUUUUGUGCAAUUACAUAAAGGCCAAAAUUUUGUGGAUAAAGUACGUGGCGUGAAAAGCACAAAAUUCAAUCAAACGGAGUUAUUCAAGCUGAUUGCUGAACGUAAGGAUAUGUCUAUUACUGAGAAUAAUAUGAAAGUAAAUUCGACAAAAAGGACUCACAUUGUCUGUCAAAGUCAUACACCUACGCCGGAAGCUUUCUUUGCAAAAUUUGCUUCAAAGAAGAGGUUAAAAUAGCGUGUAUCCCUUGUCUUCACACCAUUGCAUGUAUUGAAUGUGCAUUAACACUCAAACAGUGUGCUGUAUGUAGACAGCCGUUCAAUACGGUAAUGAGAGUACACUUAUCAAUGGACGAAGAAAACGUCAAAGAUAUCAAAGAUC